Molecule: messenger RNA, 4418 nt
Organism: Panicum virgatum (switchgrass)
Lineage: Eukaryota; Viridiplantae; Streptophyta; Magnoliopsida; Poales; Poaceae
Product: disease resistance protein Pik-2-like
Exons: 5
Coding region: 336-4049 (1237 amino acids)
Biological process (GO): defense response to other organism
Molecular function (GO): ADP binding
Source: RefSeq, a predicted model, not a curated record
GUCCACCGAUCUUAUUUAUUCCCUAUCCAUCCCCAUCAUCUUCCUACUCUAUGAGAAGCUCUCACUCUCACUCGGUGUGCGAAUCAGAUCCACUCCUCACGCCCAGGGGUUGGAACGAGGCCGCAAUACGGGAGGCAUGGCUGGCUUCCAUGGAAGCAACGCAUCGGUGGCGAAGGGGGCAUGAGCGCCAGCGCCUACAGGACUCAGGCGGAGCCGGACGGCACCAGAUCCAGUCGCCAUUUUGAAGACCAAAAUACCUUCUCUUUCCUGCCUCGACAUCAAUGGUGAAAAAGGCAAGCCGAUGUCUUUGUGCGUGACAGAGGAAAAAGAAUUCCAUGGAAGCAACAGCGUUGAGCGUAGGCAAGUCUGCGCUGGAUGGAGCGCUCAGCUACGCCAAGUCCGCCAUCGCGCAGGAGGUGGCUCUGCAGCUGGGCGUCCAGCGAGAUCAGGCUUUCAUCAGGGAUGAGCUCGAGAUGAUGCUCGCUUUCCUGAUGGCUGCGCACGAGGAGCGAGACGAGCACAAGGUGGUCAAGACCUGGGUCAAGCAGGUCCGCGAUGUGUCCUAUGAUGUUGAAGACUGCCUUCAAGAUCUAGCCGUUCGACUUGGGAAGCCAUCUCGGUGGUGCUUCAUCCGGACGCUGGUUGAUCGGCACAAAGUAGCCACACGGAUGAAAGAACUCAGGGCGAAGGUUGAGGAUGUUAGCCAGAGGAACAUACGGUACCGUCUCAUCAAGGGCACUACUGGCCCCAAGCCUGCAACUGGUGCUGGGCCAUCAAACAUUAUUUCUGGUGCAACAAUGUUUGGCAUAGAGGAAGCAAGGAGGCAGAAGGACAAGGCUAAAGUAGAUCUUUGCCAACUGAUCAACGAGGGGAAUGAGGAUCUUAGAGUGAUCGCUGUGUGGGGAACAAGUGGUCUUCUUGGUCAGACUGUCGUCAUCAAAGGAGAGUACGAUAAUCUGAAGAGAAGCAAGAAGUUUGAACUCUACGCUUGGAUCAGGAUUGUGCAUCCUUUCAGUCCCCUUGAGUUCCUCCAGUGCAUUAUGAGUCAAUUCUACCGAACUUCUUUUGAAGAAGCCGGGAAGGUGCAAGACGAAACGAACAUUGGAACUCAAAUUCUUAUGAAGAUGGGGGCGAUGAAGCAAGAUGAUUUGGUUGAUUCAUUCAGCAAGCAUGUGAAUAAGAAGAGCUAUCUGAUUGUGCUUAAUGACCUGUCCACCAUUGAGGAAUGGGAGGCGAUCAAGGAAUACUUUCCAAACAAGAAGAAAGGAAGCCGAAUCAUCGUAUCCACAAAGCAUGGUGAAGUUGCAAGCCUAUGUGCUGGCCACGAAAGUGUAGUGUCAGAGCUCAAGCAAUCAUCUAUUGAUCAGAGUAUUUUUGCUUCCUACAAUAAGGUUCUUCAGAGUCCAACCACAUUAAUGAAGCCAGGCUCUGGCUCAAGUGUAGUCACACAUGGUGCUAGCAACAUUGCGAUGCCGACUGAUGAGAUUCUUGAGAAUCAAUUUGUAGGCGACAAUGAGAAGAUGGUUAGAAAGAGCUUUACUCGUAUUGGGACGAUCUCAUGUGCUUUGGUGGAAUCUCAACUUGUGGGUCGUGAGAAAGAGAAGUCUGAUCUUAUCAAUCUAAUUUCAAAGCAAGACGACCAGCAAUGUACAGUGAUCUCAGUUUGGGGAAUGGGAGGUCUUGGGAAAACGACUCUAGUUAAAGAGGUCUACCAAAGCCAAGAGCUAAGUGGUUUGUUUGAGAAGCGUGCUUGCAUCACAAUCCUGCGUCCGUUUGUUCUCGAGGAGGUCCUUGAGAGCUUAUUUAUGCAGCUAGAUGCAGAAUCCUCUAACAUGAAGGGAAGUAAUGAUUUUGGGUCAGGCACAAGAAAUGUAAAGGAAGAGUUGGGUAAGCUUUUGGAAAGAAAGAGGUGUCUAAUAGUUUUGGAUGAUUUGUCUUCUGCUGCGGAAUGGGACACGAUAAUACAAAGUCUCCCCAAAAUGGAGAAUGCGAGCAAGAUCGUAAUCACCACAAGAGAAGAGAAUAUUGCAAAGUGUUGUUCACCAAAACAAGAAGACAUUUACAAGCUUGAGGUUCUUGAAAAUAGGGAUGCUCUUGAUCUCUUCACCAAAAAGGUAUUUAAGGAAGCCAUAGAUUUGAAUGAACAUCCCGCACUGAUUGAAGAGGCAAGAACAAUCCUGAAGAAGUGCAGUGGACUUCCCCUUGCAAUAGUCACCAUAGGUGGUUUCUUGGCAAAGCAACCGAAGACUCCCAUGGAGUGGAGAAAAUUGAAUGAGCAUAUUAGUGCUGAAUUGGAGAUGAAUCCAGAGCUUGGAAUAAUCAAAACUAUCCUUAUGAAAAGCUAUGAUGGUUUACCAUAUCAUCUCAAGUCUUGUUUCUUGUAUCUAUCGGUCUUUCCUGAAGACUACAGUAUUAGCCGAAGACGCUUGGUGCACCGGUGGAAUGCCGAGGGUUACUCAAGAGAGGUGCGUGGCAAGUCUAUGGGGGAAGUAGCUGAUAGCUACUUCAUUGAACUCAUUGACCGGAGCAUGACCCUACCCGUCAAUGAACAAAUUGGUAGUAGGAAAGGUAUUUCCUCUUGCAAACUCCACGAUCUCAUGCGUGAAAUCAGCAUCUCAAAGGCAAUUGAGGAAAAUCUUGUCUUUAGAAUGGAAGAAGGCAGCAGCUUUAACACCCAAGGCACCGUACGUCACCUUGCUAUAAGCAGCAAUUGGGAGGGUGACCAAAGUGAGUUUGAGAACACAGUGGACUUAUCCCGUAUACGGUCACUAACGGUGUUUGGGGAGUGGAAGCCAUUUUAUAUUUCUGACAAGAUGAGGUUGCUGCGUGUGCUAGACUUGGAAAGCACCUCGGGUCUUGUGGAUCACCACCUCAAGUCAAUUGGGAAGCUCGUGCACCUGAAGUACCUUUCUUUAAGAAGAUGCAGAGGUAUAUUUCACCUACCAGAUUCAUUGGGUAACUUGAAGCAACUCCAGACACUAGAUAUUACUGAUACAUUGAUAAUCAAGCUGCCGCAGGCCAUUAUCAAGCUUAGGAAGCUGCAAUACAUUCGUGCCGGGCCAUAUUAUGGAAUUCUUCGUGCUUACUCAUACAACGAAAUUGUGGAAGUUGUACCAAAGCUGAUGCGGAACAAGCUAUGUGUGUGGACUCUCACUUUGUUGGCCUUUUGUUUGUCAAGUUGCAGCCUUGAGAUUGGGAGGUCUGCUGUCGGCAUUGAUGAUGAUAAAUUUAUCAAUAGGCGUGAUGUGUGCACCUAUUGGUGCUGCGUCGUGUUCCCUUUUAUAGAGAGGCUUGCAGAUCCACGUGGUGUGGUAGUUCCAAAGGGGCUUAGGAAGUUAAAAGACCUGCACACUCUGGGUACCGUGAACAUCGCACGAGGGAAGGCCAUCCUACAGGACAUUAGAAGGCUCACCCGAUUGCACAAGUUAGCGGUGACAGGCAUCAACAAGAAGAACUGCCAAGAGUUCUGUUCCACCCUUGAACAUCUCGGCCGCCUGGAAUCACUCUCUGUGGACUCAUGGGAGGAGGCAGGCCUACGUGGCUGCUUGGAUGGCCUGCGCUCGCCUCCGAAAAAACUCCAGAGCCUCAAGCUGCGGGGCACUCUGGGCAAAUUGCCAGACUGGGUCGCAGGCCUCCAGAACCUUGUCAAGUUGAAGCUAUCACGCACCAGGCUAACGGAGGUGGAUGGCACCAUACAAGUCCUUGGCAAGUUACCAAACCUGGCCAUCCUUCGUCUAAGGUACAAGUGUUUCGAGGCUGAAGAGCCCUGUUGUUUCACUUCCCGUCCGGAGGCAUUAUUCCCGAGUUUGACGGUGCUGGAGCUGCUAGGAGGGUCAGGCAUCAGCUCGUUGGAGUUUCAAGAAGGAGCAGCACCCAAGCUUGAGCUGCUAUGUUCUGAAUAUUCCGACGUCUCUUUUUCUGGGCUAUCAUCUCUCCGCAGCCUCAAGGAAGUCAUGAUUGAUGACUACAGCCCGGAGUGGUUGGAAGACGUGCGGGGCCAGCUUAUCGAGAAUCCAAACAAACCUGUUUUGAAGCGCGGAAUGUGGUGAGCUCCGUACACCGCCAGCAGUCGGUCCGGGUGGUUUCCUUCACUUUGCUUGUUUCCUGCUGUCCCCUUUUCCAUUACGUGUGUCUAAACGGUGAACGAGGUUGCAAUAAUGUUUGUUUGGUGUGUGUGUGUGUAUUUCCAUUUCUACUUCCUAUCGCCUGUGUGUCGAUCUGAUGGUUCCGGCGUGCUGGUCGAAUGUGUUAUCUUGGACCGUCCCAAUGCAAGUUUUCCCUUUGUGUUAUGUUGCGUAUGAAUCAGAAUAACUGGGAGGCGUGCAUGCUUCAUCCUGCAGUACGAAUUGCCAGAUGUAACUAAGUGAGACUCGGAGGCAAUAUAUAGCAUGUACUUUUGUUGGCGUGCCGCCUGCACA